AUGGCCAGCCCUGCACAGUCCGGCUUUCCCGCGCGCACUAACAGCCGCCUAGACGCGUUCCUGCGGAGGCAUCUGGCGCCCAAGGACUACGAUGCCAUCCGCGCUUACGAGCCUUGCAUCGUGGUGUCCGACUCGGAGAACCACACCUUCAAGUACGUGGUGCUCAGCGACCGUCUCAUCUACCUGACCGAGAACCCGCCCAAGUCCAUCCGGUGGGCUGUGGCGCUGCGGGACGUAGUGGCCAUUGAGCUGAUUGAUGAUUAUCCAGAAUUUUUGAAUUCACCUGAUAGAGAAAUCAACCAGCACAUUCGUAUCAUCUAUUCUUCAACUGUUAACAAAGAAUAUGGAAAGUCAAAAGGUAUUGGGAAAUUGCUGUUUCCAUUUCAUCAUGCCAGUGCUAGCAAUAAGAAAGUCACAGAAGAGAAUAAUGGUCCUGACUUUUGGAAAAGCAGCGAGCUGAGACGUCUGAAUGAAUCCCCUCUCAGGUGCCGCCCAGAGAGCAGCACACAGUCCAAGGACUCAACUGUUGGUUCUCCAUCCAACUUCAAGGAAUCGUCCCUUCAUGGUCAAGUUGCCUUUCGACCCUUGCCUUCGCCCUCCAGGAGCAGCUGUCAGUCCACACCAGCUACUGGCAAAACCAUCAGUAGGACAUCUUGUACCACAGACACAAAAGAAACCCAAGACCUUGUGUCUCACAAAGGUUACCUAAGUGAAAUCCCUUAUAAGUGCAAUGGGAAUGGAAAUGAGUUUUAUUUAGAAAAUUCCUUCUUAACCUCCACUUUCCAGAGCAGCAAAAACCUCGAGAAAAGGGACUUGGAACUUCAUUUGUACAUCAUCUCUACUACCUCGUCUAUAUUUCUCCACUUAAAAAGUUCAUGGAACAAUUACAAUAUAAAAGCAACUCUUUUACAAGAUCCCUUAUAUGCUAGUGAGCUCGGUCCCACAGCUGGAAGUGAAAAGCCAUAUAAAUCUGAAGAGAAAAUUCAGCACUUCAGUCAACUUAAAUCCGAACUUUUUCUUAAAGACAAUAGUCUGAGCAAGACACUUUGUCUAAUUAUGGAACUUAGAGUAGCAGCCCAGAAAAACUUCAUCCUGAAAAGGCUCUUCUGGAAAACCAGUGACCUUUUCUAUUUCCUAGUGAACAAACUUCAAGAGUACUUGCCAGAGUCUAGGGACAAGAACGCACAUCACAAUAAAAGCCAAAGGGCUGAUGAGUUGGCGGCUUGCAUUGAAAUUCUUCAGACCCUGGGACAGAUGUUCAGAGAAACAGAAACUGAGUCAUCCCGGCUGAACACACUAACAGCUAAGAAGGGAACACUAUUUAAUCUCUUGGUGAUUUUGAUUAGCAAGCCUCAGAUUCCAAAAGCUUGUUCUGAGUUUGAUGUCCAGUCGGCUAAUUUGACUUCAGUUGAAAUGCCUUUUGAUGCUGAGUUACAGAAGCUUAUCCUGAAAUAUACAGAUACAGCUACAGCACUUUUAUAUGAGAUACUUCUUGUCUUUCAACAGGGAAAUUUUGGGUUGGGAUCCACAAAAUUCGCAAUUAACUGGAUGAUGUCCCUUCUACAAAAUUGUCCAUCUGUCCUACCUUUUGUGUCCAGUAUUGUGAAACAAGUGGUGAAGGGGCUUUCAGCUUCAUUUCAGCUCCUAAGUCCAUGCCAAGCAAUUCUGUUGUAUCAGCAGUUUUACAUCCUCAAGAGCUGCUUACAGUACAGCAAGACCCUGGCUGAGUAUAUCAGGAAUGACUACAGGGAAGAAUUCAGGUAUUUUAUUCACAUGUCAGCUUUGGAAAAAAGGCUCCCGUUGUAUUACCCUAUUACCCAACCCACCACUCAGCUUUUUCAUGAAGUUCUGAAAUUGAUUGAGCAGAAACCAUGUGGAAAAUGUUAG
Ochotona curzoniae (black-lipped pika) is the source of this 1887-nucleotide messenger RNA. RefSeq names its product chromosome unknown C12orf56 homolog (gene CUNH12orf56). The transcript is spliced from 13 exons. The record is from RefSeq and is a predicted model, not a curated record. Bases 1 to 1887 code for a protein of 628 amino acids. Lineage: Eukaryota; Metazoa; Chordata; Mammalia; Lagomorpha; Ochotonidae.